Molecule: messenger RNA, 3437 nt
Organism: Triplophysa rosa
Lineage: Eukaryota; Metazoa; Chordata; Actinopteri; Cypriniformes; Nemacheilidae
Product: sphingomyelin synthase-related protein 1-like
Exons: 7
Coding region: 207-1445 (412 amino acids)
Biological process (GO): ceramide biosynthetic process
Cellular component (GO): endoplasmic reticulum membrane; Golgi membrane
Molecular function (GO): protein binding; sphingomyelin synthase activity; ceramide cholinephosphotransferase activity
Source: RefSeq, a predicted model, not a curated record
CGCAGUGUUUAGUUCACACACGCGCACACGCACAGGCAGGCGCGCUCACUUACCGCUCUCAUCUGGACCGUGCGCCUCCAGCUGGCUCAGCGCGAGAUGAUUUACCCCAAAUGUCCCGACAGGGUGCCAUCUGUGGAGAUUUAUCGCGGUGUGUCGUGAAGAAUCUGAUGUUCAGUUUCCCGUGAGAGCGAGCGAUAGACACAGAGAUGUCUGGCGGCGGCGGGCAGCUCAGCGUGAGACAGUGGACCCCUAAACACGUGGGCCGCUGGCUGCGCGAGGAGGGCUUCUGCGAUUACGUGGACCUGCUGUGUAACAAACACCGCCUGGAUGGAACCAGCCUGCUGACGCUGAGCGAGUAUGACCUGCGCUCUCCUCCGCUGGAGCUCAAGGUGCUGGGCGACAUCAAGCGGCUGAUGGUCUCUCUCCGCAAGCUGCAGAAACAAAACGCUGAUGUGUUAGAAGAACUCGGGCUGUCUUACGACGGACACUCGCCUCAGAACAGCGCAGGUGCACCGGACUGGUUGUGUAACGGUGACUCCACGCAUGACUGUGACGCUGUGCUGGACACUCUGAGCGGCGACCAUCAUCACCAGUACAACAAUGGCAAGUACAAGCAGCAGACGCGACGACUGGACCCGGAGUACUGGAAGACCAUCAUCAGCUCCGUCUACGUGGUCUUUGUCUUCGGCUUCACGUCAUUUGUCAUGGUGAUCGUGCACGAGCGAGUGCCGGACAUGAGGACGUACCCCCCGCUGCCCGACAUCUUUCUGGACAGUGUACCCAGAAUCCCUUGGGCUUUUUCGAUGGCAGAGGCCUGUGGUGUGAUCUUGUGCUCUAUUUGGCUGCUAGUGUUGCUUCUUCAUAAACACAGGUCAAUUCUGUUGAGACGGUUGUGUAAUCUCAUGGGGACGGUCUUUAUGCUGCGGUGUGUUACCAUGUUCGUGACUUCUCUGUCCGUGCCGGGUCAACACCUGCAGUGCACUGGGAAGAUAUACGGUGACAUGUGGGCCAAGCUUCAGCGUGCAGUGGCCAUAUGGAGCGGGUUCGGGAUGACCCUCACAGGAGUCCACACGUGUGGAGAUUACAUGUUCAGCGGACACACUGUCGUUCUUACCAUGCUCAACUUCUUUGUCACUGAAUACACGCCGCGCAGCUGGAACUUCAUACACACGUUGUCGUGGGUUCUGAACCUGUUCGGGAUCUUCUUCAUCCUGGCGGCUCACGAGCAUUAUUCCAUCGAUGUCUUCAUCGCGUUCUACAUCACCACCAGACUCUUCCUGUAUUACCACACGCUGGCCAACACGCGGGCGUACCAGCAGAGCCGCCGCGCUCGAAUCUGGUUCCCCAUGUUCUCCUUCUUUGAGUGCAACGUUAACGGUCCGGUUCCGAACGAGUACUGCUGGCCCUUCACUCGACCUGCAAUACUCAAGAGACUCAUCGGCUAACACACACACACUCACACUCAUGUUUGUACUGAUGAUUCUGAACAAACAGAAUCAGAUUCUGCGUUGCCAUGAUGGACGCCAAAGACGCGUCUAACCCCUAACAUGCAAACACACUAGACAUUUUAACGGUCAUUGUGGUUCUUCUAGGAGGACUGGAACAUGAAUUCUGACUGUGAAUAUUCACUCAUAUUUUCCUCAUGGAAUCAGACUGAUAAUCACAAGAUUGAAUUUCUUUGGAAAGGUGUUUUAUGCAUUGCCCAACACUAAAAGCAUUUAACUGGAAAUGCAGUCUUUUCACAGUUUUUAUUUGGGUUCUGUUGAAGUGCUAGACAGGACACGUUUAGACGUCUUAAAAUCCUUUGAAUGACAGUUUUGGCAGUAUUAUUUUAGAUGCUCGUCGUGGUAAAUUCCUCAUGUCCUCCAAAGACGUUUCAACUUUAAUAAGAGUUUCAAUCUUUGAAGCAAUAGGACACAGCCUGCUGUUCUUUCAUUGUUAACCACAUGGUUUUAUCUGAAACAAUGUCAUUGCGUAGGUUUUUGUUUUAUCGCUAUUAUUGUUGUGCGUCAGAUGUCUACAUUGUUUCAUUGUGCAGAUGUUGUUUUGGCAGUAUUUGUAUUUGUGUGGAAUGAAAGAAUGAUGCUUUAAUCGUGUGUUUGAGACUCUGAAUUUUGGUAAACGUCAAAGAAAAUCAAAAGAAAACUAUAAUUAAUGCUAUUUUGGGAUUGGACUAUUUUGGCACUUUUAAAUUGCUUUGGAAUUUAUUAUUUUCAUGACAAUUAAGUUUACACAGAUUAGUCUCACUCUCACUUGAGUAUUUUUGUAAUUAUUCUCAAAGGUGGUUCUCUUUAAAUUUUCAUUGUUAUACAGUCUACUUAAUAUUUAAAUGCACAUAAAUUAAGGAAGGACAACAAUUACAUCCAUGGUGUAUACUUUUCUUAUUGAAUUUCUUAAUUUUAUUGUUUUUUGUUUUACAUUAUGUGGAUGAGACUUUCCAAGGAACAUGUCUAGAAUGUAAUUGUCUUGGAAGAGUCACCAUGCAAAAAAAUCUUUAAGGUCUUAAAAUAAGCUGUUCUUAAUGUAAUUUACAAUCUUAUGUUUUUCUUUAGAUUUUGGGGUGAAGGCUGACCCAAACACAUCCUUGACAGGUUUCAUGAGACUUGUUAUGCUGACCUUUAUGUUUGUUCAUUUAACAAAAACACUGAAAUGCCAAAACCUUAGAUUGACAUUUUUAACUGCUUUAUCCCAUUUGCCAAUGCUGUGGUAUAUUAACACAUUUGUUUGUAUUAAAUAUCUCAGAAUUGUUGUCAGAUUUAUGGUAUGGUCAGAAGGGUCUUAGUUAUCUUGUGAAUGUUUACAGAAACGUGAUUAUUGCAAGCAGGGCGAUAUGUUCUUGUGCUUUUGGUGUAGUGGGAGUUUUCAUUAGAAAUGGCUAGUUUUGAUGAGUUAUUGUGUUAGGUUUAAAAUAACAAGUUAGUAUAUUUACUUUAUAGAUCUCUCUAAGCACAGAGAAUUAAGAGUUGGACCUCAUGUUAGUAUUUUAUGGCUAUGUACAUACUGUACGAGAGAUUUAAAAACUGUUGGUUGGUAAAUGGUAUUAUGUACUGUGUACAAUACAAAUGUUUUAUCUUUGACAUUUCCCUUCUUGUCCAGUGUGUAAUACUGAAUUUGAAAGCAUCUUAACAAAAAACAUCUUUAGUAGUUUGGGGAUGUUAAACAGACUCUUUAUUUUGACUCGCCAAAUAAUUGUGAUAUACUUAAUGUCAAAUGGUUCAAACACUAAACAUGCUACACAAAACAGUCUCAUCGUUUCAAAGUUAAUUGUGCAGUGCUUGAAAAUGCCAUUAGUCUCUAUGGGCUUUUGUUAAGGUUAGAUUUUUUAUUUAAGUGGAAAUACUGUUUUUUUCAUUGGAUGAAUUGUUGAAUUUAAGAAGCUCUGUGUUCAGUGUUUAACACAAUGUGUCUGCCAUCAUCAAUAAAAUUUACAAAUGAAA